Molecule: messenger RNA, 1551 nt
Organism: Carassius carassius (crucian carp)
Lineage: Eukaryota; Metazoa; Chordata; Actinopteri; Cypriniformes; Cyprinidae
Product: protein lin-7 homolog B-like
Exons: 6
Coding region: 192-854 (220 amino acids)
Biological process (GO): protein localization to basolateral plasma membrane; maintenance of epithelial cell apical/basal polarity; neurotransmitter secretion
Cellular component (GO): MPP7-DLG1-LIN7 complex; cell-cell junction; basolateral plasma membrane
Molecular function (GO): L27 domain binding
Source: RefSeq, a predicted model, not a curated record
UUCAGUAAGCGGCUCGCGCAUCUCGCCACCAUAGCUUCUCUUUCACUGCGAACCUGCCGAAAGCGAUUGAUUUUACAAAAAAAAAAAAAAAACUCGUUCGGCUUCAAACCUAUAUCUUCUAUAUUACACUUCUACCUCUGGUAAAAGAAGGUUGGAAGCGGUUCAGUCCUGCACUGCAGCAGACAGUCUUCAUGAUGUCCUCGUAUUAUCACACGGGGAAAGAGCUGGAGAUGGCGGCGUUGACGGAACCGCUCUGCUUGGAAAGAGAUGUUUGUCGAGUGAUAGAAUUGCUGGACAGGCUUCAGAGAAGCGGUGAACUUCCUCCUCCCAAACUCCAGGCUCUACAGAGAGUUUUACAGAGCAAGUUCUGUGCUGCCAUCCGAGAGGUCUAUGAGCAGCUUUAUGAUACACUGGACAUUGUAGGUGGGCCAGAGGUCCGAGCACAAGCCACUGCAAAGGCCACAGUAGCAGCGUUCGCAGCCAGUGAAGGCCAUGCACACCCAAGAGUGGUCGAACUCCCUAAAACAGACGAGGGGCUCGGGUUCAACAUCAUGGGUGGAAAAGAACAAAACUCUCCCAUCUACGUCUCCAGGGUCAUCCCAGGGGGUGUUGCCGACCGACAGGGUGGUCUGAAGAGAGGAGACCAGCUGCUCUCUGUUAAUGGAGUGAGUGUGGAGGGAGAACAUCAUGAGAAAGCUGUAGAGCUGCUAAAGGAUGCGCAGGGUUCGGUGAAGCUGGUGGUGCGUUACACCCCUAAGGUCCUCGAGGAGAUGGAAGCCAGAUUUGAGAAGAUGAGAAGUGCCAGGAGACGCCAGCAACAUACCAGCUACUCGUCUUUGGAGUCCAGGGGUUAACCAGUCUCAACCUCUGACCGUCCGAUCCAUUCUCCCACCCUCUCUACUCCUAUAGGAUGAAAGAAGACCCAGAGGAGAUCACUGUAGACUACCCUUAGCUAUUUAUGUUAGUGGAACGAUCUCAAAACCUGUAGACCUCAAAUUUACUAUUUUCCCUGGCCAUGCAGGGGGAGAGACAGUAUAGUGCAUCUGUGUUCUUAUGUGGACCCUGCACCCUGUGAUGUUCUCGGGGGUUGUGUGUGUCUGUUAGCAAAGAAGAGAACUUUAAAAAUGGGUUGGCUAGUGCAAAUACACAGUGUGUGUACUUCUAGGACUUUGUGUCUUUUCCCGUAGGAUUAUUGCUGAACUGAAUGGUAUGAUGGCUCCUACUUAGAACAUUAUUCAUUCAUUCCUGUAUCGAGUCUGUGUUUUCAGAAAACAUGCAUUGACAACAGCGUUAAAGCUAUGCAUUCCAGUUCUGUAAGUAUUCUUGUAUUACGUGUUCUACUCUGUGUGAGCUACAUCAGGAGACACAAACACUGUAAUUGCAGAAGACACUUCCUGAAUGAACGGAUUGCUCUGUACAAAGCAUGCCAUACUCUAAUACGGUCAUCACUAUGAGUGGCUUUGUGCUGCCAGCCACAGUGCCUGUGUUCAAUGCUUGAAUUUUUGAGUAUUUAUAAAUUUAUUCAUACAUUAAAACCAGCAAUUAAUUUAA